AUGGAUCCUCCCGGCAAACGCACGCGGGUGGACGACUACUACUCAGCGAGCAAGAAGAACGGGCCGCCAAAGGCCACGUUCUCAACGCCGUUGCGCGGAGGUGACGACGAAGAGCUCGAAGCGACGCAGGAAGACUGUCACGGCUCCCAAGUCUCGGACCAGGCACCCGAGGAGCAGUGCGCCCUCGUCGCGGACGAGCGAUCUGGGGUUAUUCUCACGGUCGGCGCCGGAGGCCUUUCCAUUGGACGCGGCGAGGACUGUGACGUGCAGCUCAGCGGCGACGAGGUGAGCCGGGCGCACGCACAGCUCUUGCUCACCUCGCAGGGGCUCGUGCUGCGGGCGCGGAACAAGUCCGUCUUCGUGCGCCGCGGUGAGGUUUGGGAGGAGCUCCCCGCAGGCGAGGAGACCCGCAUAGAGGAGCAGCAGCGGUGGGGGCUGCUCCGCAAAAGCAACCGCUACAGGGUGCGCUCGGUGCCGCCGUUGUGCAAGGUGGGCUCCGGCUCCGGAUCCUUUGAUGCUGGCUAUUCUCGCCUGCUGUGCCGG
Molecule: messenger RNA, 543 nt
Organism: Emiliania huxleyi CCMP1516
Lineage: Eukaryota; Haptophyta; Isochrysidales; Noelaerhabdaceae
Exons: 1
Molecular function (GO): protein binding
Source: RefSeq, a predicted model, not a curated record